UCCCUCUCCGAUUCGCCCAAUUCCCCCCAAAUCCCCAGUUCCAAUAAAUAAAAAAAAAGGCCCUAGUCCCUCCUCUCACUCUCUCUAUAAAUCCCCGAUUGAUUCCCCAAACCCUAAUAAGACCUCGUCGCGAAAUCCACAAAUUCCACUCUCCGACGCGCUUCUACUUUCUAGGUUUCUACUUUUCUAGGGUUUGGGCGAGGGCGAUGUCGGGGCGGGGGAAGGGGGGGAAGGGGUUGGGGAAGGGCGGGGCGAAGCGGCACCGGAAGGUUCUCCGCGACAACAUCCAGGGGAUCACGAAGCCCGCGAUCCGGCGCCUGGCGCGGCGCGGCGGCGUGAAGCGCAUCAGCGGGCUCAUCUACGAGGAGACGCGCGGCGUGCUCAAGAUCUUCCUCGAGAACGUCAUCCGCGACGCCGUCACCUACACCGAGCACGCCCGCCGCAAGACCGUCACCGCCAUGGACGUCGUCUACGCCCUCAAGCGCCAGGGCCGCACCCUCUACGGCUUCGGCGGGUGAUCGAGCUAGGGUUUCGGUUUUGGUUCCCUAGGGUUAGGGUUUCCAUUUGUGUUUCGUUUUUUCCUCUUUGUGGUUGUUGUUGUCGUUGUUGUUGUGAGGGGUUCGGAUGUAGAGGCUUUUGGGAUCGUUGAAACCCUAAAUGGUGGAAAUUUAAAAACAUUGGGGGAUUUAUUCGUAAAGGUGCUUCUUUUAUUGCUCUAUUGUUAAUUUUGAACUUGUAUUGUUGUUUUAUUUGUUUAAUUUUUCUUAAUUAUAACUUUCUUCGAGUUAAAUGCUGUGGA
This is a messenger RNA of Ananas comosus (pineapple), 799 nucleotides long. RefSeq names its product histone H4. Lineage: Eukaryota; Viridiplantae; Streptophyta; Magnoliopsida; Poales; Bromeliaceae. The record is from RefSeq and is a predicted model, not a curated record. Gene Ontology annotation, cellular component: nucleosome. The coding region runs from base 207 to 518 and encodes 103 amino acids. The transcript has a single exon. Gene Ontology annotation, biological process: nucleosome assembly. Gene Ontology annotation, molecular function: structural constituent of chromatin; DNA binding; protein heterodimerization activity.